Molecule: messenger RNA, 2520 nt
Organism: Vicia villosa (hairy vetch)
Lineage: Eukaryota; Viridiplantae; Streptophyta; Magnoliopsida; Fabales; Fabaceae
Exons: 3
Coding region: 365-1012 (215 amino acids)
Source: RefSeq, a predicted model, not a curated record
CGUUCAAAAGAAAAAAAGAGACAGAGAGACGACAAUGCGAACCACACCGCCAACACAGUAUUUCGGACAGCAGACUAUCCACAGCCACCUCCGUUGACGACCCCCAAGCCUCUCACGCUUUCUCCACUAACGUUUUCCCAACCUUCCCCGAUUUGAGAUGAAGAGAUUUUUGGUUGAUAGAGAAAGUAUUGAAAAUGUGAAUGUUGGGCAACCGGAGACCGAAUUAUAAUCACUACCUGAUAAUGUGAUUGAUGAGUUUAAUCCAAAUGAGAUUGUGCGUGAUCUAGGUCUUACGAAACAAAUUAAUGAGUAUGCUCUGGAUAUUCAAGACCAAGUGAGGAAAACAUAUAUAUUGAAGCGUCCAAUGCAACCAGAUUUUACAAGCUUUCCUCGUACUCCAUUUGGAAGUGCUAAAAGAGCAUUUAGUAAAUCAUGGUAUAAGAAUUAUGCAUGGUUAGAAUACAAUGAGAUUAAAGAUGUAGCUUAUUGUUUUUAUUGCUUUCUCUUUAAGAGACCAGGGAGGGCCGAGCACUUUGGUUUUGAAGUUUUCACUAAAAGUGGAUAUAAAUAUUGGAAGUACGCAUCUCAAGGCUUAAAAGAUCACGUUGGUAGUCAUAAUAAUUUGCACAACUCAUGUGUUAAGCACUACGAUGAUUAUAAUAAUCAAAGACAAAGUGUGGCUAGUAAGUUUGCUAGAGCAACCAAGGAGUCGGAAGAAUUAUAUAAGAUUCGUUUGACUUGUUCUGUAGAUUGUUCAAGAUAUCUAAUUGCACAAGGCAUGACUUUCAGUGGCUAUGAUGAAUUCUCUAUUUCUCUAAAUAAGGGAAAUUUUAGAGAGAUGGUAGAUUGGGUAAAAGCUAAGGAUGAACAAGUGAGCGAUACUUUUGAACGUGGUAGAAAAAAUUGCAUAAUGGUUUCCAGUGACAUUCAAAAGGAGCUUGCAAUGUGUUGUGCACAUGAAGUUACCAAUGUGAUUAUGGAAGAUCUUGGCAGUGAUGUUGAUGUUUGUUAACAACAAAGGGCAUAUUGUGGAACGAUUUAUUUAUCUACAUCAUAUCAAAGAUACUACAUCUGAGGCAUUAAAGGAUGCUCUUUAUGGUAUUCUUGAUAAAUAUACUAUAUCUAUUUCAAGGAUACGGAGGCAAGGAUAUGAUAGAGCUACAAAUAUGAGAGGUGAAUUUAAUGGUUUGCAAAGAAAGAUUCUAGAUGAAAACCCUUAUUCUUUCUAUGUCCAUUGAUAUGCUCACCAUUUGCAAUUGGUUGUUGUGUCUGUUGCUAGUAGUUUCUCAUCUAUUCAUGAUUUCUUUGAGUACAUAUCCUUGAUUGUGAACACAACGAGUGCGUCUUGUAAGAGGAGGAAUGCUUUAACGGAAGCAUAACACCAAGAUAUUUUAAAUCAACUUGAGAGGGGUGAGAUAUCUAGAGGAAGGUUAUUGCACCAAUCAUCUAGUCUCACUAGACCCGAGGAUACUAGACGGGGUUCACAUCAUACUACAUUAAUUCGUUUGGAUCAAAUAUGGUCAUAUGUGUUAAAGGUACUUAGUAUGAUUGAUGGAGAUGGAUGUGUAGCAUCUCAAGCAGCAGGUUUGAUAGAAAAAAUGGAGAGUUUUAAAUUUUCUUUUAUUUUGAAGUUAAUGUUAAAGUUGUUUGGUAUCACAAACGAGUUUUCAAAUGUAUUGCAAAGAAAUGAUCUUAAUAUUAUGAAUGCUAUGGAAUUAGUUGAUAUUGUCAAAGCUCGGUUGGCCACAAUGAGAGAUAGUGGUUAGGAUAAUUUAUUUGCCGAUGUACAUGAAUUUUAUGUUGCUAAAUGUAUUCCAAUGCCAAAUAUGGAUGAUGAGAUACCAGUUCAGGGUCGGUCAAGGGAAGAAGGAAGAACUCUCACUAAUCUUCAUUAUUACCGAGCAGAGAGUUUUUAUGUAGCUAUUGACAAAAUAUGUGUCGAGAUGGAUCAUCGCUUUAGUGAAGGAAGUAACAUUAUCCUUGAUUGCUUCUAAUGUCUUGACCCAAGAACUCUUUCUCCAAGUUUGAUGUUGAUAAGCUUGUCCGUCUUGUUGAUAUUUGUCAUGGAGACUCUUUUGAUGUUGACCGUGGAACAAUAAGGGAUCAACUUGAAACUUAUGUUCUUCAAGUGAAAAGAAAUGCUUCAUUUUUUACUUGUGAAGAUGUUCAAAGUUUGGCUAUGAAGAUGGUUCAAACUGAGAGACAUUUGGUAUUUCUAUUGGUUUACAAAUUUAUUGAGUUAGCUUUGAUAUUAUCAGUGUCGAAAGCAUCCGUUGAAAGAGCCUUUUCAGCAAUGAAGAUUAUCAAGUCUAAAUUGCGCAAUAAGAUCAACGAUGUGUGGUUCAAUGACUUGAUGGUAUGUCACACUGAGAGGGAGAUAUUCAAGUCACUUGAUGAUAUUGAUAUUAUUCGAACAUUCACCGUAAAAAAGUCUCGGAAAGGACAUUUGCCUCGUGUUUUUAUUUUACAUCCUAUUGUAAGGUUAUCUUUCAUUUUUUAUUCUGUUUAAUGACUAUUUAU